UUUAGUCUAUACCCGCACGAACAAUAAUCUGACAUAACAGCGAUGCACUCUCUAGCGGAUCAGAUGUGUUCCAGCCGGACCGAGGAUGUGAUGGGGAUUUUCGGUCUCCACCUAGUUUGAUUUACUAUGAGGGAAAGUGGACCUACAUGUGCAGAUCCGUUGAAAUAGGGGAGCGCACCACAAAAUGAAGACACCGAUGCGUCAUGGCGUGGCAGUGUUUCUCGUGGUUACCAUGUGUACCAGCUUGCUGCUCGUGUAUAACACUAGCUACAACAACACGUCCAGGGAUCAAAAUGAAGUCGAUCGCCGGCAGAACGAACUACCCCCCAAAACCCAAAACGUUAAGGCACAAACCCCCCAGAUAUCGGCCUUACAGGGAUACAGCAGCAUCAUUGAUCACAAGCCUCUUAAAAUGCACUGCAACAGCUGCGCGCUGGUCACCAGCUCGGGCCACCUGACGGGCGGCGGGCGCGGGGACGAGAUCGACCGGACGGAGUGCGUCAUCCGCAUGAACGACGCCCCGACCAGGGGCUUCCGGCGGGACGUGGGGCAGAGGACCAGCCUGCGGGUGGUGGCCCACUCCAGCAUGCAGCGGGUGCUGCGGAGCCGGCAGGAGCUGCUCAACGUCAGCCAGGACACCGUCUUCAUCUUCUGGGGGCCCAGCAACUACAUGCGGCGCGACGGCAAGGGCCUGGUCUACAACAACCUGCGGCUGAUGAACCAGGUGCUGCCCCGGCUCCGGGUCUACAUCAUCUCCCGGCAGAAGAUGCUGCAGUUCGACGAGCUCUUCAAGAGGGAGACCGGCAAGGACAGGAAGAUUUCCAACUCCUGGCUGAGCACAGGCUGGUUCACCAUGUCCAUCGCACUAGAACUGUGCGAUAGGAUCAACGUCUACGGCAUGGUUCCUCCAGAAUUCUGCAGGGAGCCGGCCCAUAUCUCGGUCCCCUACCAUUACUACGAGCCCUCGGGGCCAGACGAGUGCACCAUGUACAUCUCGCAUGAGCGCGGUCGCCGCGGCAGCCACCACCGCUUCAUCACCGAGAAGCGCGUCUUCGCCAACUGGGCCCGGACAUUCAACAUCCACUUCUACCAGCCCGACUGGAGCCCCAAAGAGAUUCCCGCCAACAGGACGGUGACCCCGGUCCCGUCAGGCUCCACCGUGGCCGGGCACACGUGACUCGCUGGACUGCUGCUGUACACAUUUAGCCGCUGACAGUCAGACUGCAUGGGCAGGACCAACCCUGACUAGCCUGUGCCAUAUAAUGAUGUUUUUAGGACAGUCCUCACCCCCUCUGAAUGCCCUCCACCCC
This is a messenger RNA of Megalops cyprinoides (Indo-Pacific tarpon), 1310 nucleotides long. RefSeq names its product ST6 (alpha-N-acetyl-neuraminyl-2,3-beta-galactosyl-1,3)-N-acetylgalactosaminide alpha-2,6-sialyltransferase 5a (gene st6galnac5a). Gene Ontology annotation, biological process: ganglioside biosynthetic process; oligosaccharide metabolic process. Lineage: Eukaryota; Metazoa; Chordata; Actinopteri; Elopiformes; Megalopidae. The coding region runs from base 185 to 1177 and encodes 330 amino acids. Gene Ontology annotation, molecular function: alpha-N-acetylgalactosaminide alpha-2,6-sialyltransferase activity. The transcript has 5 exons. The record is from RefSeq and is a predicted model, not a curated record.